AUGUGCUUACGUUACUCUGCCUGUGGACGCGGUGCCCCAGACGGCUCUAGCGGUUGCGACUGCCUCCAGUGUAUGCGGACGACCACGCCGCUCGCUCCUCGCCAGCGGGUGCACGGGCGGCGACGAGGCGCAGCUUUGCAUGUGCGCGCGAGCACGCGCGCGCGCUAUGCGCCGGCACUCGUGCGAGCGUGCGUGUAG
Molecule: messenger RNA, 198 nt
Organism: Chondrus crispus (carragheen)
Lineage: Eukaryota; Rhodophyta; Florideophyceae; Gigartinales; Gigartinaceae
Exons: 1
Coding region: 1-198 (65 amino acids)
Source: RefSeq, a predicted model, not a curated record